UCUAUGGGUGGAACAGCGCAAAACGACAUCGUUUUGCAGUAUUGAGAGCCAGCUGUAUUUUCUUUCUUCCUCUAAACGACGUCGUUCUUCCUAGCUUAUAACUUCAACUUUGUUUCGCAAUUUUUGUUCCCAAUAAUUGAGUACAUAAAUCAUUUAAUUGUUUCCAAUUAAAGCAUUUGAUUUCUUUCCAUUUAAUUUAGAAUUUCUCUCUCUUCUCGAUUUUACCAUAUUUUUUUCCUCAUUGUUCAAAUUCGAUUUUCGAGUUUCAAUUCUUUUAAAUAAAUCAAGAUUUUUGAUUCUUUUGGUUGUGCAUAACAAUGGAGCUUGUUACUGAUUUUUCAUCUGGUAUUCUUCCUACCUUAAUGCAUGAAUUGCUAUGGAUUCUUCAGUUGCUACUGAUAUUAACAAUGCUAAAGAUUAUACAGAUGUACAUUUGGAAAGGAUAAUGAAUUCUAUUGAACAGGAGUCUGGUGCGAAUGCGAGUUCAUCAGGGGCGGCUACUGUCGAUGCCGGUUCAUCAGGGGCUGCUGCUGAGGGUGGUUCACCAGGGGUUGCUGCCGAAGCAGCUUCAUCAGGGGCUGCUGCCGAGGUUGGUUCAUCAGGGGCUGUUGCCGAGGCAGGUUCAACAGGGGCUCUAGUGGCAGAGGAGAAGAUUAGUGAAAAGAAGAAAAAGAAAAUCAAAGUAGUUGCUACAAAGGGUAAAGGAAAAAAGGUUGAAAAAAGAGUGAAAGAAAAGCAUAAUGUGAAGUUUGAGGAUCCAGACAGUGAAGAUGUUGUUGAUGAAGUGCAGAAAUCAAAAUCUGUUGUUUAUGGGAUGUUGCGUAAUAGGAUGUCACCUUCAUCUGUUGUUAAUGUUUUUAAGGAGUUUUCUGAAGAUCAGUUGACUGCCAUUAGAGCUAUAGGAUUUGGGUCUUUGGAGUUUUUGAAAGUGUCCCAACUGCCUUUGCAAUUGGGUUUUUGGUUAGUCAAGCACUUUGAUGCUCAUAGUUGUACGUUAAAUAUUCUUGAUUCCGAUCCUUUCAAAAUUACGGAACAACAUGUACAUGAUGUCCUAGGGCUGCCAGCUGGAGGCAUGGAGAUGGAUGCUAAUAUUUUUUCAAAGGAUGAUAAAGUUAUUAACCAGUGGAAAAAACAGUUCCCAAAGAACUCAUUAUCUGUGAACAUUGGGGAACUUUCAAUGUACUUGAAGAACCAUAAAUCAGCUGGGCCAAUGUUCAAACACAAUUUCGUAGUUCUUUGUGUUUCCACUUUAAUGUCAGGAGGACAAAACAAGAAUGUUUAUCAUGACGUUCUUAGAUAUUUGAGUAAUGUUGCUAAAAUCAAGGAUUUAAAUUGGUCGAAGUUUAUCCUUGAUUCUCUUGUGAAGGCGAAGAUCAAAUGGGAUGAGCUUCCUACUCGCUACUUUCCAGGAUCUUUAUUAUUUCUUAUGCUUUUAUAUGUUGAUUAUUUUAUCAUUGAGGAAGUUAGAGCGAAACGAGAAACUCCUGUUCUCAAAGGUUGGUCAACGAAUAUGUUGUCUAGCCGUGAGAAAUUGGAAAUUUUUAAGGGGAGGCUUGGAAUUUUCGAUAAAAAUCUGAAGGUUGUUGGUCCUUCUGGCAGCAAACAACCAAAAAUGGAAACAUCUGUUCCAACUGUUCCACAAACUAAUGAAGAUGUUGAAGUAGAUCCAAAGAAGUUUGGUUGGUAAAAUUGGGUUGUGGAGUAUCAGCAACAGUUGAAUAAUGAUGCAAUGUGGCACUCUAUUAUGGCGCAUCAAUGGAGAAAUCAGCAAAAAAUUAAUUGCUCAUUUGACAAAUGAGCAAAUAUUUU
Molecule: messenger RNA, 1809 nt
Organism: Chenopodium quinoa (quinoa)
Lineage: Eukaryota; Viridiplantae; Streptophyta; Magnoliopsida; Caryophyllales; Amaranthaceae
Exons: 7
Coding region: 377-1687 (436 amino acids)
Source: RefSeq, a predicted model, not a curated record